AUGGAGAUCAUUGUCAAAGAGCCCGUCUGCCCCAUGAAACACAAGUACCCUUUCAACCUGGCUGUCGAUAUGUCGCUCUUAGCUACGUUUGGGAUGAAUGCGCUUGAACAAAUGUGGGAUCAGGUUCCUGCUACAAUCCAGCAUGCUGUGGAGCUAGUACGACGCGUCGGGGAAGAAUACAUCUGGGUUGAUCGUCUCUGUAUCGUCCAAGAUGAUUAUGAAACAAAGCAAGAACAGAUCAGCCAAAUGGCUCUUAUAUACGGCAACGCUUACUUUACAAUCGUCGCCACAGCUGCUUACAGCGCCGAAGAAGGACUGAGAGGGAUCAAAGACGUGUCUCCUUCGAUGUAUCACAAUGUCUGGCCCGAAAGGGCAAACAUGGAUCACUACGGUCUCGUAGCAUGGUCACCGUGGAACGAGCGAGGAUGGACAUUGCAAGAACUCGUGUUUUCCCAAAGAUCAUUAUUCUUUCACAAAAAUGAGUUGACUUGGGAAUGCCAUUGCGCGAUAUGGCAUGAGCGCAUGCAACUGGCAGAUAUCGGGGAGACAAGUUGUCUUGGGACGCAUAAUCCCAACGCUCGUGGCUUUCGUUAUUCGCCAUGGCCAGACUUGCAGGAGUUUCAUCAAUUGGCAACCAGCUAUAGUCGAAGACAAUUAUCAUUCUCGAGCGACAUUCUUCCGGCUUUUGCUGGUAUAACGACAGCCUUGGCACAUUCCUUCCCAGGUGGAUUUCUCUUUGGUCUACCUGAAGUUGCGUUCGAUGUUACUCUGUUGUGGAGAUCAGCUGGACCAGCAUCUCGGAACUCAAAAAUAGGCGAAGCGUCCGUUCCCAGCUGGUCAUGGAUGGUUUGUCUAGACCAGAAGAUCUCUGUAGAUCUUUCACCCUGGGCGAGCGGCUUUGCAUACCUGGCAGGAUCCUCUUCCGAACAGACCGAUGAGGGCGGUAGACGGACUUAUACACCACUGCAUGUCGCUUAUCAACAAGAGUGGAAUUCUCGGUGGAGUCGAAAACGUCCUCCGGCAGGUGUAUUGGAUGGAUUGGUUACGGAGUCAAUCUGUUCGUGGUAUGUUAAGGAAGAGACAGGCGAGAGACUCAUUUCAAAUGACCUCGACGAGUUCAAAUAUUGUUGUCAUCAUCAGAGCAAUGAGUUGCCUAUGGGCUGGCAAAGAGACGGAGAUCUGUUCUACCAUCCAGUCGACCCACAGCGUAGAUUCAAGUACCCGAUUCCUCUAGUGACUAACGAAGACGAUAUUUCUAUUGAGAAAGAUCUUUCGUUUCUGAUAAAGACUCAAACAGAAAGAGCGUUCUUCUUCAAUACACCGGAGCCAUACGGACAAGCUAUCUCUAUGCUCGAGGGAGAAGCCGUGGUGAAUCUUUGCAAUAGCGAGCAAGUCUGGGUUGGGUGUCUUCGCGUUCAGACCAGAACAAUCCUGUGGCGACUGUUGACUAAAAAGGUUGAGUGCGAGUUGGUUGCAAUAUCGAAAGGAUAUAUCGACUCAAAUGCGGGUGGCUGGUCUCGUCUAGACGAACACGAGGCAUUGAAAAGCCGAGAGCUGGAGGGAUAUGAGUUCUACAAUGUCUUGUUUAUUGAGUUGAACGAUGGUAUCGCUUAUCGGCAAGGUAUUGGACGCGUGGAUAAGACAGCUUGGGAGGACUCCGUGUCCUCCUUGUACUACCAUGUCGGUGUAGGUCGCGGCAAACUCGUCCGAAUGCCGUUGCCGUCGUGGAUGCCCGGAUAA
Fusarium pseudograminearum CS3096 is the source of this 1740-nucleotide messenger RNA. RefSeq lists its product as uncharacterized. The transcript is spliced from 4 exons. The coding region runs from base 1 to 1740 and encodes 579 amino acids. NCBI's taxonomy places the organism in Eukaryota, Fungi, Ascomycota, Sordariomycetes, Hypocreales, Nectriaceae. The record is from RefSeq and is a predicted model, not a curated record.